AUGGAGACCGUGAACAGAGGCAAAAUCAUUCUCGGUCUGGAACUCAAUCUGAUUCUAUUCCAUGUCGGUGCCGCGGGCGACUGCACCGUCUCGGUGGUUCAGCCACCUUCCCUUGAAGUGGACUACACUCAAAAGGCUGUGACCAUGCACUGCUCCUUCUCCACAGCGGGGUGCCCUGCAGAGCAACCAACAAGCCUGUGGUUUCGCUACGGCGCUCUCCAGCCCGAGAACCUGUGCUUGGAUGGAUGCAGAAAUGAGACAGACAAAUUCACACUUGUGAAUCUGGCACAAAACCAAGUUUCCCUCACUGUAAACAGGCUGACUUUCAAUGACAGUGCCAUCUAUAUCUGUGGAAUAGCCUUUCCCAGUUCAAAGGAACCGGGAGCUAAGCGGACGGGAGGAGGGACUGUGCUGGUGGUAAGAGAGACAAAGGUUCUCAGCAAGGAACUGCAGAGUCUCCUGACGGCCCUCUUAUCACUGCUCUCUAUCUACGUUACUGGUGUAUUUGUGUUCUUCAUCGUCCUCACCAAAUCAAGAUCUAACACUCUAAGAAAGAAAGAAACAGAAGAUUCUCAAAAGAAGAAGAGUGCUCGGCGUAUUUUUCAGGAAAUUGCUCAAGAACUAUAUAAUAAGAGACACAUGGAAACAAGCCAACAACCUGAGAAAGACAACACUUAUGAAAAUAGAAGAGCACUUUCUAACUACGAAAGACCAUAG
Messenger RNA from Eubalaena glacialis (North Atlantic right whale), 717 nucleotides. RefSeq names its product immunoglobulin superfamily member 6 (gene IGSF6). The record is from RefSeq and is a predicted model, not a curated record. Lineage: Eukaryota; Metazoa; Chordata; Mammalia; Artiodactyla; Balaenidae. The transcript is spliced from 6 exons. Bases 1 to 717 code for a protein of 238 amino acids.